Messenger RNA from Thrips palmi, 1248 nucleotides. RefSeq names its product ribosome biogenesis regulatory protein homolog. The coding region runs from base 103 to 1200 and encodes 365 amino acids. Gene Ontology annotation, cellular component: nucleolus; nucleus; preribosome, large subunit precursor. Lineage: Eukaryota; Metazoa; Arthropoda; Insecta; Thysanoptera; Thripidae. Gene Ontology annotation, molecular function: protein binding. Gene Ontology annotation, biological process: ribosomal large subunit export from nucleus; endonucleolytic cleavage in ITS1 to separate SSU-rRNA from 5.8S rRNA and LSU-rRNA from tricistronic rRNA transcript (SSU-rRNA, 5.8S rRNA, LSU-rRNA); ribosomal large subunit biogenesis. The record is from RefSeq and is a predicted model, not a curated record. The transcript has 6 exons.
ACAGGACCAGACACGACCUCGUGGUGCGAGGUUAGGUUCUCCACAGUCGCAGCCACCUCAAGCUGGUUGCAUGUUGUAUAGUGUCUCCAGGAAAAUAAGAAAAUGGAUAUAGUCAACGAAGUGUUACAGAAAGCUGCUAGAGAUGCGGAAAAGUUCAAGCCGAUCACUGUAGAAAAACAUUUGGAAGUUGACUUAGAUCCUGGAAAUUUAUUAGCUUUCGAUACAAACGAGGUAGAAGUCGCAAAGUUGAGAUCUAAUAGUGAAGAGUAUUUGAAAAAUUUGACAAGAGAUAAUGUUCAAAUACUCUUAAAUAAGGUUUGGGAACUGCCCACUCGUCGUGUAGAAGAGUGUGUUGUUGUUGAACUUCCAAAGCCGUCAUAUAUCAUUCCAAGAUCGCUUCCAGUUCCUAAACCCAGGGAACCCACUAAAUGGGAGAAGUUUGCAAAGGAAAAAGGCAUUGUCAAAACCAAAAAGUCUAAAUUGCAAUGGGAUGAAGUUCUUAAGAAAUGGAUUCCGAGGUUUGGUUAUAAAAAGGCUGCUGCCGAAAAAGAGAAGGAUUGGGUUAUUGAGCUCAAAGGUAAUGAUGAUCCAAUGGAGGAUCAGUUCGAAAAGAAGAAAAAGAUUAAACGUGAAAAUGUCGCCAAGAAUGAGCUUCAGCGAAUGAGGAAUAUUGCUGCAGCACGCAAAAUCAAAGUCCCUCAAGCAGGAAUGGUGUCAGCAGAUAGACUUUCCUCCAAAGACCUUCACAAAGCUGCCACUAUUGCUAAAAGUUCAACAGCAUCAGGCGGAAAGUUCCAAGCAAGCCUACCUAAAGAAAAACCGGCAAGGGAUGUGAGAAAUCUUAUGCCCAUUGCACCACCUCCAAAGAAGAGAAAAGCUAUUAUUACUCCAGCAGAUGAGAAAAAGACAACAAUUAAUAUAAUUGACAAAAUUUUGAAUAAAACACCAAGACUUGACAUUGAAGCAGCAGUCAACAGGGAACUCUUCAAUCAAGACUCUGAACGAGCCGAAGAAAAGAGGAGCCAGAAGCCCAAGGCGGGUCGCGGCGGCAAGAAGAAGGGCGGCACCACCGGCGGCAAGAAGGGUCGCGGCGCAGGCAAGCCGCAGGUGGCUCGCGGCGGCAAGGCCAAAGGCGGCAAGGACGCUAAAGGCGGCAAAGGCGGCAAACAGGCCGGAAGAGGGAAGGGGAAGAGGAGAUAGUAGAGGAGAUUGUAUUGUUGAAAUGCAAUAAAUUAUUAUUAUUCUGUA